Molecule: messenger RNA, 1251 nt
Organism: Meira miltonrushii
Lineage: Eukaryota; Fungi; Basidiomycota; Exobasidiomycetes; Exobasidiales; Brachybasidiaceae
Exons: 1
Coding region: 14-1186 (390 amino acids)
Source: RefSeq, a predicted model, not a curated record
ACAGUCAGAAGCAAUGACUGUUUCGGUCUUCAAUGUGGUCUUUGCAGGUGCAGGUGGGAUCAACUUUGGUUCGCCGGAAGGACCGUGGAACCAUAGUGAACGAUUGGAAAAGUUGUUAGGGGAAAGGUUGAAGGUAUUAGCAAUCAUCGAUCCAAUGAUCUGUGUAGCACAGAAACGUAUAAAUGAUAAACUUUCAACAGGAAACAAAGAUGUUUUGAAUGCAUAUGCACAAACACAAUGUUUUGCAACGAUUGAAGAUGCAAAAGAAUCGGAAAUUGGAACGAGAAAUACGAUUCAUUUGAUCGUGAAUGGAAUCCCACCUCAUUUCAGAGGAACAGAGCUCAAAGGAAAAGAUGCAGAUGUUCAAUUGAUGGACGCAUUUCCCAAUGCAAAAGCAAUCUUGACAGAGAAGCCGGUAUCUGCAUCGGAUCCAACGGUGAUCGAUUGUGAUUCAGUGGCAGAACAUUACAAGAACUUCAAGGGGGCAACAAGUGUAGGAUACGUCUUGCGCUAUCUCAACGUAGUGCAAACAUUGAAGAAGAUUAUGAAACAACAUCAAAUUGUGCCAAUGUGUAUUAAUGCACGUUACAUAAUGGCAUACGAAUAUACAACAAAAUUACACUGGUGGAACAAGGACAUCUCUUGUGGUCCAAUCGUUGAGCAAGCAACACAUUUUGUUGAUUUGAUCAGAUAUCUAUCUGGAUCACCAAUCGAUCAUUUUUCCGUCCAAGCAAGAACAGUAGAGCAUGACUGCCCGGCCGGUAAAUUGAACAAGAUGGGCUUUGAUGAAAACGCUCUCAUUCCUGCCGAACAACGUAUUCCACGUAUCACAACUGCUUCAUGGAGACAUCAACAUGGCACACUGUCAACUUUGAUGCAUGGGGUAGCACUGCAUGGACCAGAUUAUUCAACUGAAAUUGAUAUCGUAGCAGAUGGUUGGCUUUUACGUUUGUCCGAUUUAUAUCAGGACAAUCCAAAGUUGGCUAUUCUCAAACAAGGUGCUCGUGAGUAUGAGAUUAUUUGUGGACAUGAUGAUCCAUUCCUCACAGAGAUUCAAGCUAUUGUCUCGGCAGUCGAUUCUAAAGACGCAGGAGAAAAGAUCUUGAGUUCAUAUGAAGACGCUCUGGCAACGUAUAAGAUGACAUGGGAAAUCCGAAAGGCGGGUGAAGCAGAGCAAGGCAAGUAAGAUAUUAUCACAGUUUCUCUCAAACAGCUACCUUCAUUCGUGUAAUAAAGUCAAUAUCAUCAUCG